AUGCUCUCUAUGCGCUAUGACGACGGUUUCAUGAAUCUCGAGAACGGAUCGCGACAUCCUUCUUCGAACUGCAAUACCCCGAGCGUCCGUUUUCACAAUGGCCUCGCCUGGGUGGAGAACUGGCAGCUGUCAUCCUCUAACUUGGUACCGCAAACACCUCCGUCAGCGGCCAUUGGGCCCUCACGUUCCCCAUCUUCAUUCUCAUUGAUGAAAUACAGCCAUGAUCCCUACGGUGUGCGUGGUAACAGUCAACCACAAAUGCAGCAACGGGCGGCAGGUUGCAUGAUGGUGGGCCGUGGGCCUUCUCCGAACGGUUGCUCAAGUCCCGUGAUGCGUCUCAGUUGUGUGGAGGAUGGGUCAUCGCGAUUCGCACCUGGUCAUUCAGCAGUGGUGCCUUCGGCUAUUGAACGUCCGCUCUCUCAAACAGGGCAGCGGGAAUUCCCUGACGGGCGGCCACGCCGGAAGGGGCGCGCACGUGAUCGAACUCGUGGCGGGCGUUCUCUAGCUGACGUCCCACCUCCCACGAGUAUGCGUUACUUCCCACCGCCACCACCGUGUUUAGAGAGCAUGAUUUCUUGUGGCAUUUCGCAAGCAACCCUCGUAAAAAUCGCGACGAGGUGGUAUGAGCGUACCAUCGCUUGCGAGCAGUCAUAUGUUGGCCGCCUGCAUGGUGGUUGCGCUGUUCUCCACGGUGCGGCAGCGUUCCGACGGCAACCCAUUCUCGGUAGUUUACAGCCGGUGUUGUGCCCCCGCAUGGAACUCACGCUGCAGUUUACCUUUGAUCAGUGGCUAAAAGCAGCGAGCCGAUGGUGGGAGACUGUAAUCCGCCCAAUGACAAUGGAAUACCGACUGCCACCGCCCUAUGUUUUUUAA
Molecule: messenger RNA, 873 nt
Organism: Trypanosoma brucei brucei TREU927
Lineage: Eukaryota; Euglenozoa; Kinetoplastea; Trypanosomatida; Trypanosomatidae
Exons: 1
Coding region: 1-873 (290 amino acids)
Source: RefSeq, a predicted model, not a curated record